Molecule: messenger RNA, 525 nt
Organism: Ostreobium quekettii
Lineage: Eukaryota; Viridiplantae; Chlorophyta; Ulvophyceae; Bryopsidales; Ostreobiaceae
Source: the annotation of a GenBank genome assembly
AUGGUGAGCAUUCGACCCGCCAUGAUGAAGGACCUGCUGGCGAUGCAGAGGUGCAACCUGCUCUGCCUGCCAGAAAACUACCAGUUGAAGUAUUACUUCUAUCACAUACUUUCAUGGCCCCAACUCUUGUAUGUGGCCGAGGACUAUGACGGGAAGAUUGUUGGAUACGUUUUGGCCAAGAUGGAGGAAGAUGCGAGCGAGGUCCAUGGCCACAUAACAUCGCUGGCAGUUGCACGCUCCCACAGAAAGCUAGGGCUGGCAACCAAACUGAUGAAUGCCGCUCACAGAGCCAUGGAGCAGGUGUUUGAUGCUGAGUAUUCAUCGCUUCAUGUCCGUGUCACCAACAAAGGGGCUCACCAUUUGUACAUGGAGACUCUGGGAUACAGGAUCCAUGACAUAGAGGCAAAGUACUAUGCAGAUGGCGAGGAUGCCUAUGAUAUGCGCAGAGUCCUGAAAGAAAAGAAGAAGGUCGGCAACAAGAAAGGUGAAAAUAGCGCAGACCAACCUGAAGCGAAGGAACGAUGA